Molecule: messenger RNA, 2316 nt
Organism: Pimephales promelas (fathead minnow)
Lineage: Eukaryota; Metazoa; Chordata; Actinopteri; Cypriniformes; Leuciscidae
Gene: rbm22
Product: RNA binding motif protein 22
Cellular component (GO): U2-type catalytic step 2 spliceosome; U2-type catalytic step 1 spliceosome; Prp19 complex
Molecular function (GO): pre-mRNA binding; U6 snRNA binding; metal ion binding
Source: RefSeq, a predicted model, not a curated record
UAGACGCAAAGCAUUGUAGGUAAAGAUUCCGUUCGCGCUAGCCUGUAGCAAUGGCGACGUCGUUAGGCUCCAACACUUACAACAGGCAAAACUGGGAGGAUUCGGAUUUUCCCAUCCUCUGUCAAACAUGCUUGGGAGAAAACCCUUAUAUCCGCAUGACCAAAGAGAAAUUUGGCAAGGAGUGCAAGAUCUGUGCGCGUCCCUUCACGGUGUUCCGCUGGUGUCCCGGAGUCAGGAUGCGCUUUAAGAAGACAGAAGUGUGUCAGACCUGCAGUAAAAUGAAGAACGUCUGUCAGACCUGCCUCCUGGAUCUGGAAUAUGGCUUGCCGAUUCAGGUUCGUGACACUGGGCUGUCCGUUAAAGAUGAAGUACCGAGAUCGGACGUGAAUAAGGAGUAUUACACUCAGAAUAUGGAGAGAGAGAUCGCUAACUCUGAUGGCACGAGACCUGUGGGGCUGCUUGGGAAGGCGCCGAGCAGCAGCGAUAUGCUGCUGAAACUGGCUCGUACCACGCCAUAUUACAAGAGGAACAGACCUCACAUCUGUUCCUUUUGGGUGAAAGGGGAGUGUAAGAGAGGAGAAGAGUGUCCGUACAGGCACGAAAAGCCCACCGAUCCAGAUGACCCACUGGCUGAUCAGAACAUUAAGGACCGUUACUAUGGCAUUAAUGAUCCUGUGGCUGAUAAACUCUUGAAGCGGGCCUCCACUAUGCCCAGACUGGACGUACCUGAGGACAAGUCCAUCACCACACUCUAUAUUGGGGGACUGGGAGAAAACGUUACAGAUUCUGAGCUCAGGAAUCACUUCUACCAGUUUGGGGAGAUUCGUACCAUCACCAUUGUUCAGAGGCAGCAGUGUGCUUUCAUCCAGUUCGCCACACGGCAGGCCGCAGAGACGGCUGCAGAGAAGUCCUUUAAUAAACUCAUCAUUAAUGGACGCCGGCUCAAUGUUAAAUGGGGCAGGUCACAGGCGGCGCGAGGGAAAGAGAAGGAUGGCGUGACGGAGAGUGGAAUCCGUCUGGAACCAGUGCCGGGGCUCCCUGGUGCUCUGCCUCCACCCCCUGUGUCUGAUGAAGAUGCCUCCACCAAUUACUUCAACCUGCCUCCAACCAGCUCCCCUGCUGUCAUGAACCUGGGACUUCCUCCUCCACCUGGGGUUGCCAUGCCCCCACCACCUGGGUUUGGUCCUCCUAUGUUCCACACCAUGGAUCCCAUGGCCCCUUCAAUGCCUCCGCCAAUGGGCAUGCGGCCACCUGGACAGGUCCACUACCCAUCCCAGGAUCCUCAGCGGAUGGGCGCUCAUGCAAGUCGUCAUGGAGGCCCCUAGAUAGUCAUAUGGCUUACCUCACUGUCCAGUGAGGUCCACUGAACAACUAAACCCAGAGUGAUGUCAUCUCUGCUCUCAUUUUUUGGAAUGUUUGUGUCACUCAUUUUCAGAGCAAGUGAGUAAGAUGGAAUGCAAAUGCAUACUGAAAACAUUCGAAUUUAAACCUUGAGAGAAAAACAUUUCUUUUUAAGCUUUUAUUUUAUAAUGACCCGUGAUGAAACAGAUGGGCCUUUUCUAGGGCCAAAUGGCAAAGAAUUGGUUGCAGUGACCAACAAUUACCAAAUGGGGGCACUAUUGACUAUUUAAAAUGCCUGACAUCUCCAUUUUUGUUUUUAACACUGUAUUGUCCUACACCUCUAGAAUAUUCCAUUGUUCAUAUUACAGUUCCCACUAGUGUCCAUUUCUUGUCCUCUAAAUAUAAAGAACGAAGUGUAUCAUCCCGUAUUGUUUUUAAGACUUGUUUUUAAUGUACAGCUUUCUGUGCUUACAUUAAAGAUGCUUCACAUUUUGAAAUACUGUGUGAAUGUUUACGUAAACCGUAUCAUAGCAUGUUAGCAGGUAAUGUAUGUAAAUGUUAAAUUGGUAUUUGAUGGCUCAGCUCACAAUUCACAGUGGUGUCUUAGUCCUCACUUAUAUUUUGCCAAAAUUCACCAGCUUCACAAAUCCGGAGACUCUAUAACGUACUGGGUUCUCCAUCCUUGUGGCAUACGGUUGAAAUUGGGCCGGUGGCACAUCCUGUCCCAGGUUAGGCGUGGCUCUGUGUGAGCCUGCAGCAUCUCAAACCCAGGUAGGGGCAGAGUCCUCGCCGUACCUGCUGUCCCACCAAAUGGUGUUGGAGCUCUGUAAAGAACAAUGAUUAAAAAUAAUCCGAUUUUACCUAUUAGACGAGAGACGAGUGGACAUGCUAAGAAGCCAUUAAGUGUGCAGUCUUGUUCUUUUGCCUUUUUGUCCUGUUUUGACUUUAGCUUUAAAUAAAAGGUUUUUUUAUGUU